AUGGCCAGUGGGUACCAGCUAUGGGCACCCUGGUCCCCACUGGAUGAGUCCCUGCAGUGGCUGCGGCGUGCCGUGCCCAGGCCCAGUAGCACGAAGCACCCUUUCCGGGGCAGACAGAGCCCAGCCUCCGCCACCGACUUAGAGGUACAGCUUUGCUUCCAGGGGCUCAGCCUGGUGCUGGAUCCCAGUGCUAAGGCCGUCGCCAGGCAACUGCAAGCCCCUGGAGUUGCCAAGGAGACCAGGGAGUGUGGCGGGGCUGUGCACAAGCCUCAGGCCGUUAGACUUACAGGGCUCGACUCAGUCUUUGGACACCUGGUGACAGCGCAGCCUCCGCACUGGACGGGCUCCCUGCGGGUCUCGGAGCGCUCGGCUUUCUGCCAAGUCAUCAGCCCCCAGCAGCGCAGGCCCAACGGGCUCCGGGAACCCCAAGUGCACCUGGCUAUGGCCAUGUGCCGCCAAAUGCUGCGGGCCAUCCUCCUGCUUUACGCCGCCUACAAGAAGUGUGCCUUCGCCCUACAGCAUUCCCGCUAA
Molecule: messenger RNA, 531 nt
Organism: Elgaria multicarinata webbii
Lineage: Eukaryota; Metazoa; Chordata; Lepidosauria; Squamata; Anguidae
Product: FANCD2 opposite strand protein-like
Exons: 1
Coding region: 1-531 (176 amino acids)
Source: RefSeq, a predicted model, not a curated record